AUGUCUGACGGCGAGACCGAGACCAAGCCCUUCAAGUUCGUCACAGCCGGCUUCGACGCCCGUUUCCCCAACCAGAACCAGACCAAGCACUGCUGGCAAAACUACGUCGACUACCACAAGUGCAUCACCGCAAAGGGCGAGGACUUUGCCCCCUGCCGCCAGUUCUACCACGCCUACCGCUCCCUCUGCCCCGGUGGCUGGACUGCACGAUGGGACGAUCAGCGUGAGGCCGGUAACUUCCCUGUCAACCUCAACCAGUAGACGGCGUCGAGGUGCGGCUCUCUUUACUCAGAUAGAUUGACUGGCAGGCACACUGUAGUUCGAAUGUAUAUCCAAAUGUCAAACAUCUUUCUCCUUUGUUCUCCGAUUUCUCUUUUGCUUGCCUGCAUAUGAAGAAGAGGAACAAUAACCGAAUGACUAGUAGGUCUUGGGAUGGAUUGAAAUAAGUUGAUUUCAUACAAUAUAAAGAGCGGGCCAUAAUACGUCGACAGUGGUGUUCAAAAACCCACCACGAACCACUCACACAAUCCACUUCAUGUCCCCAGAAGAAGAAGACUGCACACCGAGUACAACACUUGUUGUGAAAUCAUACUCGGUCAGGCUGCUUUCCUACCAAGAAGACGAGUAGAAGUCUGCCUUCACAC
Messenger RNA from Periconia digitata, 644 nucleotides. NCBI's taxonomy places the organism in Eukaryota, Fungi, Ascomycota, Dothideomycetes, Pleosporales, Periconiaceae. The record is from the annotation of a GenBank genome assembly.